CUUACCUUGGGAAGAGGGUUCAGUUGUACCAUCCUGCUGCGUAGGCUGACUUACUGAUUUGAUUAUUUUUCUUUAACAGCUGAAAGCUGAUGUUGUUCCAAAGACAGCAGAAAACUUUAGAGCUCUUUGUACUGGUGAAAAAGGAUUUGGGUAUAAAGGAUCCACUUUCCACAGAGUGAUUCCUUCAUUUAUGUGCCAGGGUGGUGACUUUACAAAUCAUAAUGGAACUGGUGGAAAAUCCAUUUAUGGCAGUAGGUUUCCAGAUGAAAAUUUCCUACUUAAGCAUGUAGGACCUGGUGUUCUUUCAAUGGCCAAUGCAGGACCCAAUACAAAUGGAUCUCAGUUCUUCAUUUGCACUGCAAAAACUGACUGGCUAGAUGGAAAACAUGUUGUUUUUGGGCAUGUAAAGGAGGGAAUGGAUGUUGUGAAAAAAAUCGAGAGCUUUGGUUCCAAGAGUGGAAAGACCUCCAGAAGGAUUAUCAUUACUGACUGUGGACAACUGUCCUAGCCUCUUGCCCUACCAUUCAUGACUUCAGCUCUGUCAAAAAUGAAUCAAGAAACCCCCAAAACAUUUCUGAUCCCAUGAGUAGCAUUUAUGGAACCGUCUUUUCUAUUUAACUUGGUCCAGCUUUUAUAUUUAAAUUGAAUAAUAUUAAUUAAAAGCAUCAAUAACUGAAACAUGUUUCAACUGAGCUACCUUGGUAGUCACACUGAUUUGGUGGAGUCCCAUUGUGUUUUGAAAGGAGUAGUACAGUCAUCCAGAGCAUAUAUAACUCCAGUGUUGAUACUGUUCUUACUAUUCAGAUGUUUCAGGUGUUAGAAUCGGUGGUGGAGUUGACAAUUUAAGUGUUCUAUAGUUGCAGAUUAGCUAUAGAUUAAGAAAUACCAUGUUUCCUUUAGUCCCAGUAAAUGCCUAUUCUGUUUUGUCUCAUCACUUUGAAAAAAUAAUACUAACUAGUGCUCUCAAGGCUGUCUGCAACACAACUGUCAGAUGUUUUCUUUCCAUGUCUCAAUUUAAGUGUAUGCAUUAGAAUUAAUGUGGGUUUUUAAAAACUAAUUCUGUUUUAAUCUUUUUUUUUUUUUUGGUAGUCUCAGACCACUGUUUAAAACUGAACUCUACCUUACCUUCCUUCACUGGAGUAAUUUGACUCUUAGGUUAAGUAAAUUGCGUAGGUUGAGUUAGCGUACCGCUAGAGUUCCUCCUGGGCAAUAAGACCACAAAUUAGCCAAAAGAUUGUGGGACUUUUUUUACUAUGCAACUGUGAACUUAGUUGAAGUGCAGUUCUGCUCUGCAAUCUGGUUCCGUGAGGAAUACACCACAGUUCUCAAUAGAUAAAGCCUGGUUUUGCACUUUGAGAAUGUAACCAGACUAGAUUGAGCUUACUUGAGUGAGAAAUAGGUUUCAUUGCUUUUUUGUCGUGUUGGUCCUGCAAAGUCAGCCCACCUUGGGUAUUACUUGGAUUAUGAUUUCUUCUCAUACAUCAUCAUCAUCACAAGUCAAAAUUGGUCACCGCAAAAUCACAAGGCCUAAGUGGUGCAGCAAAAUCAUUAGUGUUGGACUGGAUGCACAAGAAGGAAAGAACUCAGCUGAUCAAAUAAACAUGUUUUUAUAAAAUGAUGUUUUAUGGGGAGUGCUUGAGCAGCAGCAAAUACGGGAACCACGCUUUUAGAAUUGUUAAAGCUGUAAAGCAUUAAUUCUUGUGGGGAAAAACCACUUGACUGUUUCUGUGCAAUAAUCUUAUUACUGAAGAGAAAAAUAAAAUGUGAUGUCUCUCUUCAAAUGUGAAUUUACUUCCAUUACACUCUGAUAAUAUGUGGGUUUAAAACUGUUUUGCACUGGAUUUUUUUUUUUCACCAAGGGCUGCAUUCUUGUAUGUAUGAGGUAGUAUUCAGAGUGUAAUUUUGCAGAAAAUGGAAUUGAAAAGCUUUUUAUUCUUUACGCUAUACUUGUUUCAUUGUAGUAUUUUUGAAAUAUUAAUUUGUGCUAGUUUGGAUUAUUUCAGUUUGAUAGAACAAUGAUUUUUUUUUUUGAGUUCUCUUAAUUUGUAUAUGAAAAAUAAUUAAACACAGUUCUACCACAAAACAGUCUGGUUU
This is a messenger RNA of Athene cunicularia (burrowing owl), 2094 nucleotides long. It is a transcript of the gene PPIF, whose product is annotated as peptidylprolyl isomerase F. Gene Ontology annotation, molecular function: peptidyl-prolyl cis-trans isomerase activity. NCBI's taxonomy places the organism in Eukaryota, Metazoa, Chordata, Aves, Strigiformes, Strigidae. Gene Ontology annotation, biological process: cellular response to hydrogen peroxide; regulation of mitochondrial membrane permeability involved in programmed necrotic cell death; protein peptidyl-prolyl isomerization. The coding region runs from base 191 to 508 and encodes 105 amino acids. The transcript is spliced from 5 exons. Gene Ontology annotation, cellular component: mitochondrion. The record is from RefSeq and is a predicted model, not a curated record.